Molecule: messenger RNA, 499 nt
Organism: Anneissia japonica
Lineage: Eukaryota; Metazoa; Echinodermata; Crinoidea; Comatulida; Comatulidae
Exons: 2
Coding region: 71-430 (119 amino acids)
Source: RefSeq, a predicted model, not a curated record
AAGAACACUUUGAAAUACUGAACUGACCUUUGCCGUCAAUAGCCUGUACUCUGUUCCUGUUGUCUAUAAAAUGGCGUUUAAAUUUUGGUAUAAGUAUGAUAGAACUACUCGUUCAAAGAUAUUUUGUUUGAUUAGCGGAAUCGUGAAUUUCAUUGCUGUUGGAUUAACCUAUAUCAUCAUAGGAAUUAUUACUAAACCAGUUGCUUACGAGAUGAAUUGUAGCGAGGGGUUCGUGUCUUUCUGGGGAGCAAUCCAACUGGCAGUAAUGGCAGGAAUUGGUCCCACUGGAUGUGCACUACUUAGAAGAUUUGGUAUGAGGAGGUUGGGAAGUGUUGCUGGGUUCGUGUCAUUUUGUGUCCUACUCUUCCUCUCCAUUGGUGCUAGAAACAAGUGGAUGUUUGUUAUAGCGGUGUGCUUACAAGGUAACUAGUGAAGGUUAUGAACAAUAUCUAGAUCAAUAUAUGGUAAGAAAAAAUGGAUGCUUAUAACAUGGUCUCAU